ACGCAGUUGCCUAGUAGCGCGGGAGGGUGGUGGGCGGGCCUGGGUGAGGCCACCUCCCCCGGCGACGGUAUGGCGGCAGCCAUGGCGGUCCCCGAACGGAGAGCUAGGAGAACUGCGAUGGGGGAGGCGCCGACGCUGUCGUUCUUGGCGCGGACGUCGGUCUUUCUUUUGCUCCUGGCCUUGCCGCUUCGGGGCCACCUUCCAAACGAUAUUGCACCUAAAGCAGAAAUACCUCAGAACUUUAAGUCAAUUCAUAAGGAUGAAAAACAGAAUUUAUCAUCAGUUAUGUCUGCAGCCAGUGAGAACAGUAUGAAGAAUAAAACAAAUGAAGAUAUUCUCCCAACUUCUUUGAAAGUUGAUGCUUCUGUUGUACAUGCACCAACUCUAGCAGAAAAUGAAGUAGUCCAACCUCCUGUGUCACCUUCAGAAACUCUUAGCAUUAAUCAACAAAAUAUUGAUGUUUCAGAAGAUGCAGAUAGUGAAGAAUAUGACAUGGCAGACAGAAAUAUAUUUGCUGGUUCCCUACCAACAGCAAAAGAACCUAAAGAUAUUUCUAAAGAUUAUAGCAUGUAUGAUAUGGCUUCUAAUUCUCAAAACAAUCAAGAUGACCAAGACAUAUCAGAAUUUGCAGAAGAGUUGGCAAGUAUGAGGACCUACGAGAAUAAAAAGUCAUUUGCUGAUAACAUGAAGGACGCCACAGUCUCAGGAUUGGAAGAUGAUAGUCAUUUCUUUUUUCACCUUGUUAUUUUUGCCUUUUUGGUAGCUGUAGUUUAUAUCACAUAUCACAAUAAAAGAAAGAUCAUUUUGUUGGUUCAGAAUAGAAGAUGGCGAGAUGGGCUGUGCUCCAGAACAGUUGGAUAUCAACGUUUAGAUCAAAAUGUGAAUGAGGCUAUGCCUUCAUUAAAAAUUACCAAUGAAUAUAUUUUUUAAAAGUAGCAUGACCCAAAUUUGCAGAAUUAAGAAUUUUCUUUGCCUCUCAAAAUAUAAUAUGGAUUAUUGCCAUAGCAGUGAUGUGUGUACUCUCUUCUUGCUUUGAAGGUUUUAGCCUUAUAUGAGGGUAUGCAAAGUAAAUGUUUAUUUUGGUGAAAGUUGUAUUUCAUCAUUUUUGUGCAUACAGCCAGUUGUUCAUCAGUUGAUUUAUUUUUCAUGUAUUCUCUGCCUGGAGCAGUUAGUCCUAGCUAGAACCUUUCCAGCUGAUCAAUAUUCAACAUGCUGAAGAAUGUACCAGAUUCCCUGUUUGGAUAAUUGACCCUGUUGCCUUCUCAAUUCAAAUUGCUUAAUACUAUGUACAGUCUAUCAGUAUAAUUCUAGCUAAAUGAUUUCUUAAAAGUUCAUGCUUACAUUUCUUCUCUGGAACAUUUGCAUAAAGAAGCAUUUUAAGAGAAUAUAAUUUUCUUCCAUAUUGCUGAUCAAUUGAUCUUACACAAUUCAGAAAUAUGAGGUCUGAUGAUUCUGAUCUUAGUUUUUCUUAGCAACAAAAAUCUGUGUAACAGAAGAAGCUCCACUCAGAAUGAAGACAAACUUUUUCAGGCUAGAAACUAGUGCCAAAAUAUAAUAGUAAUUUGCUUUUAGCAUGUUAAGUAAGGUUUGUGAAGGCAUAUCUUUGUGGUAUUACAGAUGUUGAAGGCAUGUACAUCUGAAAAAAAAAAGAUUGCAUCAAAGUCUCAUUCUGCCAACAAGUGCAAAAUGAACAUGAGUGGCAGAAGUGAUUCCUUUUUCUUCUUCAUUCCCCCUCUAUGCCUCCCUAAAGUCUGGAGAAAAUUUGACAUAGUGCAAGGUAUGGGCAGAAAAAGAAUGGAAAGUCCCAUUGUACAAGUACAAAUUUACUAUUGUGGAUGUUGAUUUGAACUAUUUAAAUUAUUUAGGGAUCAGUACAACCUGGUAAUUAGUUUCACAUAC
This is a messenger RNA of Candoia aspera, 1899 nucleotides long. It is a transcript of the gene C2H5orf15, whose product is annotated as chromosome 2 C5orf15 homolog. Lineage: Eukaryota; Metazoa; Chordata; Lepidosauria; Squamata; Candoiidae. Bases 70 to 930 code for a protein of 286 amino acids. The record is from RefSeq and is a predicted model, not a curated record. The transcript has 3 exons.